Molecule: messenger RNA, 819 nt
Organism: Castor canadensis (American beaver)
Lineage: Eukaryota; Metazoa; Chordata; Mammalia; Rodentia; Castoridae
Source: RefSeq, a predicted model, not a curated record
AUGACGGGGUGGACUAGGGACCUGAAAACUGCUCAGCCUCUCUUCAAUCCCAUCAAGUCUGAGAAAUUUAGGAAGAAACCGAAGGUGUAUCAAGGUGUCCGAGUGAAGAUCACAGUGAAGGAGCUGCUGCAGCAAAGAAGGGCACACCAGGCAGCCUCUGGGGGAACCCUUUCGGGAGGCAGCAGCACGCACCUUUCAGACCCAGCUGCACCAUCCUCUGCAGGACUGUAUUUUGAGCCUGAACCGAUGUCUUCUACAACCAAUUGUUUUCAACCCCGAGAAUUUUCCACUUGUGUUUCUUGUGAAGAAAAUCCAAGCUGCCUGGACCAGAUCUUUGAUUCCUAUCUUCAGACAGAAACACUCCAGGAGCCUUUGCUCAACUCCACGCAAAGUGCUCCCUACUAUUGCCCUGACAGCUUCCAAACGGCCCCUUUCUGCUUUAGCCAGAGCCUGACCCUGGGAUCGCCCUCGGAUUCCUCCAGUCUCUCUGGCUGCUUUGACUACAGUUACCCCCCUGCUCAGCUGCCCUCAUACAGUCCAGAAAAUUUCAACUAUCCCCCUUCUGUGGACACCCUAAACCAUGGCUACCCUCCGGAGGACUGUUCCUACCACCGCUUGCCCUCACACACCCAGCACAGCUGUUUCCCCACGGCCACCCCAGUCUGCUACUGCUCACCCUGUGACACAGAGCACUUGGAAGUCCUCAGAACCUCGGAAUACUUCUACCCAACCACACACUGCGGGGAUUUUGCUCCCCCCGUGGCCCCCGCCAGUGAUUUCUACAAGAGGGAAACAAACUCUGACAUCUGCUACAGUUAA